This is a messenger RNA of Danaus chrysippus (African queen), 1140 nucleotides long. Lineage: Eukaryota; Metazoa; Arthropoda; Insecta; Lepidoptera; Nymphalidae. The record is from the annotation of a GenBank genome assembly.
AUGGCGACAAACUUCACAGACGACAUCGGCCCCAUGGCCUACCCAUUAAAAAUGGUAUCACAGGAGGUAGUGGAACACAUGCUGGGAUGGAACAUUCCCGAGGAACAUCAGGACCUGGUUCACGAACACUGGCGGAACUUCCCAGCUGUCAGCAAAUACUGGCACUACGGCCUCGCCUUCAUCUACACCCUGUUGAUGCUCGCCUCUAUGACCGGCAAUGGAAUCGUUAUCUGGAUAUUUAGCACGUCGAAAUCUCUACGCAGUCCGAGUAACAUGUUCGUCAUCAAUCUGGCGAUCUUCGACUUCAUGAUGAUGUUCGAGAUGCCGUUGCUCGUUUUGAACUCCUUCCACCAGAGACUGCUGGGCUACCAGCUCGGAUGUGAUAUAUACGCUGUUCUCGGCUCACUAUCUGGAAUCGGCGGCGCUAUCACCAACGCCGUAAUAGCUUUUGACAGAUACAAGACAAUUUCGAGUCCUCUAGACGGUCGGUUGAACCGUACGCAAGCCGCGCUGCUGAUUCUGUUCACAUGGGUGUGGGCGACUCCCUUCUCCUUCCUACCAGCUUUCAGGGUCUGGGGGAAAUAUGUACCAGAGGGUUUCCUAACCACCUGCUCCUUUGACUUCUUGACCGAAGACGAGGACACGCGCGUCUUCGUGAUGUGCAUCUUCGUAUGGAGCUACGUCAUCCCCAUGUGCUGUAUUUGCUACUUCUAUUCUAAGCUGUUUAGUGCUGUUCGUCUCCACGAACGCAUGCUCAAAGAGCAAGCUAAGAAGAUGAAUGUAAAAUCAUUGGCAGCUAAUAAAGAUGAUGCCGGCAAAAGCGUUGAGAUUCGAAUUGCGAAGGUCGCCUUCACGAUAUUUUUCCUGUUCAUCUGCGCGUGGACGCCAUACGCCUUCGUUGCCAUGACAGGAGCAUUCGGUGACAGAAGCAUUCUCACUCCCGUUGCGACGAUGAUACCAGCCGUAUGUGCGAAAGUAGUCUCCUGUCUAGAUCCAUGGGUGUACGCCAUCAACCACCCUAGAUAUAGGGCUGAACUCCAGAAACGUGUGCCCUGGAUGGGAGUCCGUGAAGCCGAUCCUGACAACACCUCCAACGUCAGCGGAGCCACAGCUCAAACACAGAACCCAGCCGAAGCGUGA